AUGCCCACCACCGCCAGACCCAAGCUGACCCAGUUGACGACCCCCGUCUCUGCCAGCUAUCCAGCCGAUGCUCUUCUGUCGGCAUCAUCAGUCCGGACGCCUCUCUCGGCUUCAAUAUGGGGGCCUCUGCCUUCCGCCGGUCUGCCCUCUGCAGGCAUCAAGUCUGCCGGUUUUGAGUAUCCGAUGGCCGCUAUCAAGCAGGAGGAGAAGACGCCAAUCACUCCACCGGUCGCCUAUAUGGACUUCCUAAAGUCAAUUUCCAUGGCAUCGCCUUCGCUCGUUAGUCCACCUCUGACGGCGCCUCUGGCUGGAAAAGCACCGCUGAACCGGACCUCUACCGCCGGCAGCAUGGCCAGCAAUGCCAGCAGCCAGUCGAGCAACAGCGCAAAGUCGGACGACGCUGGAGAAGCAGCAGUGGCGACUGACGGCGACGCUGAUAGUGCGCCCUCAACCGCCACCAGCGAGGCUACUGACUGCAGCUGCUCCUGCAACCAUGUCCACAAGUCGCCAAAAUCGCCCACACCCACCAAGAUAUCUACUGCGGUGCCCGCCUCACCUUUCAACAGCUACCCGCUGUCAGCACCGGCAACAGGGCCCACCUCCUUCCCGAGCCUGCGCAUCCCCCCCUCGCCGGCCGUGAGCAAUGUCGACUCGCCGGUGCGUUCGCCGUUCAGCGCAAGGAGCGUCAAGAGCCCCUUUGACUGGGACGCCGCCCUGAAGGCGAGGCGGUACACGGAGAUGAAGCCGAGCCACGGCGCGCACGGCAGCACCCGGUGCGAGAAGAGCAAGACGAGCGUGCGGCACAUCAGGGAAGUGGUGACGAGGACCGUCACGUACACGCCGAGGAUGGACCCCGCGCCCAAGGGAAAGAGGAGAAAAGUCGAGUGA
Molecule: messenger RNA, 888 nt
Organism: Phaeoacremonium minimum UCRPA7
Lineage: Eukaryota; Fungi; Ascomycota; Sordariomycetes; Togniniales; Togniniaceae
Exons: 1
Coding region: 1-888 (295 amino acids)
Source: RefSeq, a predicted model, not a curated record